Bactrocera dorsalis (oriental fruit fly) is the source of this 5064-nucleotide messenger RNA. RefSeq lists its product as uncharacterized. NCBI's taxonomy places the organism in Eukaryota, Metazoa, Arthropoda, Insecta, Diptera, Tephritidae. The transcript has 2 exons. The record is from RefSeq and is a predicted model, not a curated record. Bases 2329 to 3657 code for a protein of 442 amino acids. Gene Ontology annotation, molecular function: catalytic activity.
GUUGUUGCCUCGGAGUCGCCCUAUACGAAAUAUUUCAAACUGAUAACACAAAAGAACAUCCUGGUAAGUAGGUAACUGGGACUCAGAGAGAUUGUACGCAUAUAUGCCAAACACAGGACAUUUCUGUCUAAAUUUAAAUUUAGAUACAGACAUUUUGAGUUCUGUGUUCUCUUGAGAGGAUAUAAGUGAAGGAACUCGAUGAAAAAAUAAUUAUGUGGAGACCUGUCCGAACGUGUCGUAUGGCGCAGGGAAAUGAAUGUAAGUGAUAGAACUCGGCGAAAUCACCGACAAGAGUGAAGGAACUCGAUGAAAAAAUAUUUGUGUGGAGACCUAUCCGAACGUGUCCUUUGGCGUAGGUGAAUGAAUGUGAGUGAUAGCACUCGACAAAAUCAACGUCAAGAAGUGUGGCCGCAAGCCGAUUUUCACCUUGCGCUGUGGCGCGCCGCAUUUUCGCUCGUAUCUCGGAAACGAUUCGUCCUACGGCCUUGAUCACAUACCAUUUCGGUAGCAAAUGACGUGACAAAUAACUUUUGUUUUAUACAUUUUGCCAUGAGAUGCGUAUUUCAGGCGCUAGGUGGACAAUUUCACGAUUUUAGGCGAAUUUCCAAAAUUUCAAGGCCGGAGUUGGGGUUGAAGAUGCAAUCCGAUCUCAAAACAAAAAGUUGCAUUGGAAUUAGGAAGUACUAAGGCAACUUUUCCGCACUAUUAGAAAUACCGAAUCGAAAAAAGUCCGGAAUCGACCCACCCUAGUGUGCAUCCCAAAGGAAACGCACUCUAAUCUAACGAACUAAGAGGGACACUUCAUAAUUCCCACAAUAGUGAUAUGGAUGAAUAAACCGUAGGUUUUACGCCCAUCUCCUAUUGUGGAAGCAUGAGGAUACCCGAACCAACACCACCCUCAGCCAAGGUGUCGAGGUACCCGUGCCGAGGGCUGCAUGGUCAGCGGGGGGUAAUAAAUAGCUGAUCGCGAACGGUCCCCUCCGAUGCCCGGGCGAGGUCGGAGGUAUAAAUCGCCUUCUCUCCGUAUACCGGCUCUGCGGACGAGUGACCAACCCUUUCCGGUUUACUUGUGGGACCAAAAUAUGAACGAAAACAAUAACAAAACAACAACAACAAAAACUACAACAACCAUGACGACAACAGCGACGACUAAGGAUAUGAACUAUAGGAAUCCUAUUACGGAAUCCGAAGAAGACGAACUACUUGCCUCCACCCAGGAGACGAGUAAGAGUACUACCGGACAUACCAACCAAAGUAUACCGGUAGAUACAGCAGUGAAAACCUCAGAUAUAAGGGAGAAACCGUCAACCUCCAAGGCAGCCAUGAGCACCAACCAAAGUGCACUGGCGGCUAAAGGAGAAAGCAAAAAGAAUCACAAGAAAUCCCAGAAUCAGCUGAGCAAAAACCGGUACCAGAGGGCGGUCUUCAUACUAGGGACGAUAGCCAAAGACCAGGCAGCCGGUACCCCAGUUGAUGAGGCCGAAACAAAGCGCCUCAAAUCUAUCGUCGAGAAAUAUGAAAGCUACCUGAAAAGGAAGAAAUCACAACCUCAAGAAGAGAGCAAACAAGAGAGCACUUCUCAGAAAAGAAAUCACUCCACCACAGAAGAACCCGGAACUUAGCCCAAAAAACCGAGGAGGAGUGAAGGUGAACACAGCAAACCACAACAACGGCAAGGCAUUUCUGCGAUGUAGCCAGGGAUAGCCUUCAGGUGGCCAUUAUAGAUGGAAAUUCCUCCUCUCCGAGCACUUUACGAGAGAGGUUUGUGGAGAUCGACGUCAGAUUGUCGAGUAUGGUGCUAAGCUAUGUACUCGACAAUCCUGCGGGUCCUCACCCGGAGUUUGACUCCUCUGAGACCCUCAGGGGGUGCAGGGUCAUCAAGUGCGCGGACCAGGCCUCGCUAGAUUUCCUGACGGGUAGUGUUGCUAAAAUUAGCAACGCCUUUGAAGGCUUCCAUUUGAGGCUUAUACCCGCCAGGGACAUUCCGAAGAGACCUCGUGCUCGCAUUUGGCUACCCCCACUAAAGGAUACAGGCGAAUAACUCCUGAGGUGCAUUAAGCUGCAGAACAAAUCUAUACCUGUUAUAGAUGAGUGGCAGCUUAUCAAGGAGGAAAAACCGAAUAAAGCAAGCAAGCCAAUACUACUUAGUGGCCAUUUGCGAUGAGUUCAUUGAGGCUCUGAAGAAGACUGCCUACAAAAUCAGCUUCGGAAUACGCAAGGCCAGACUAAACAUCUUCCAAGGCGACAAAGCGGCUGACGAAGACGACACGGAAGAGGUCGACGACGCCAGCCAGUUGUUAAGGAAUAUGAGCAUUGCAGAAACCCGAGAUGCCCAAUAACAAUAACAUAAGAUGCGUACAGAUUAACCUGCAGCACUCGAAGAGUGCUACAGCGAAUCUGACAACCCUCGUGAACGAGGGGGGCAUCGACAUCAGCCUAAUACAGGAGCCCUGGGUCAAUGAAGAUUCCAUAAAAGGGCUAAACAGCAGCAAUUAUAACCUGUUUUACACGCGGAACAGAGGUAAACCUAGGGCAUGCAUUCUUAUCAAUAAAAGUAUAAAUUCAUUUCUUUGUCCUAAUUACAGCACAGCAGAUAUCACAGUGGUGAAGGUGGAACAGAAGGAAAAGCCCUUCUUCUUGGUCUCGGCCUACUUGGCCCAUGACGAAGACAUACCACCGGCCCCGCUGACUAGGCUAGUAGAGGAGAACAAGAAGGAUGAUGUCCUAAUAGGGUGUGAUGCAAAUGCAAGGCACACCGUAUGGGGUAGCUCCAGUAUAAACACCAGAGGUGAGUCACUCUUGCAGUAUAUUUUGAAUAGUAAUCUAAGUAUUUGCAACAAGGGCGAUAAGCCAACUUUUAUUUUCCCAAGCUCGGAUAGGUUUCCGGGUUGGGAGAAAGUGCUUGACCUCACGCUAUCGGCAGACACAGACAGUCUCGUUGUGGAUAACUGGAGGUUAUCCGAUGAGCCUUCCAUGUCGGAUCACUCCUGUAUACUCUUCAGCAUCCGCGAGAGGUACAGUGCGCCUCUCACAUACCGGAACCCUAGAAGAACGAAAUGGGGAAAUUUUACCAGUAUAGCAACAAAAUCCCUCGAAAAGGAAGGCAAUAACAGUAUCAGAAAUCCAGAGGAACUAGAUUCAGAAGUAGAGAAGUUGGAAAAAAUCUUAACCACAACUUUUAAUAAAUCUACUCCGCUAACAGUUUUGAAAAAGAGAAAGUCUCUUCCUUGGUGGAACAGUCAUCUCAAGAAUUUGAGAACACAACUAAGGAAAGCUUUCAGUGAGAGUUUUAGAACCAAAAUCUGGCAGUCAUAUAAAGACAUUUUUAAGGAAUACAAAAAAGCAGUCAGGAAAGCUAAAAAUGAUUCAUGGAGACCAGAACCACCGCUGAACGCAGCUGACUAUCGAAGCCAAAUAGUAGACAAAAGAAAAAUCAAAUAUGCCAUAAAUAGUUUUGCACCAUUUAAAGCGGCAGGUCCUGACGGGUUUAUGCCUAUAAUGCUGCAGAAACUGGUAGAACCAAUGGUUCUAAGGCUUGAAAAUAUAUACAAAGCAAGCAUUCAACUAUCUUACAUCCCAAGAAAUUGGAAAAGGAGUAAAGUUGCGUUCCUUCCGAAACCAGGCAGAAGAAAACACGAGAAAUGCCAAGGAUUUUAGACCUAUAAGCCUUACCUCAUUUAUGCUGAAGGUACUAGAAAGGCUAAUAGAUCUACACGUAAGAACAAUAAUGGCGGAGAAGUUAUCGAAGUCCCAACAUGCGUACAUAAAGGGCCGAUCAACCGAAACCGCCCUUCACGAGAGUUAAGGAACGUAUUCCUUAUAAUAGUAACAAACAACAAAACAAUCUUUUGUUUCAGUAAAUAGAAUGCAUCAAAACAACCUUGAGUUGGAACAACUGAAAUGCACUAUCACUAAAACAAACAAUCCCAAACAAAGAAGUAACAAAACAACAUUGAGUUUGAAUACCACGACAACCUUAUCUUAAAACAAAGAAAUUAUAUCUAAGCGAACAAUAUAUAUGUAAACAAACCUAAACAAAUAAUUAAUCUGUAUGUAGACAAACUAUCAACUAUUUAGUAAUAAGUAAAUAUACUAGUUAGUAUAAAUAGAAGUAAGAACGAUGUAAUAAGUCAGUCUUAAGAGUAUAAAUAAAGAGUACACAUUUCAGUGCAGCUCAAAAUAUAUUCUUUUGACUCAUUUUUACUUCUGGUAAAAAUUAACUGGGGGCUCAACCGGGAUGGCAAAUUUAUUUGCUAUCCAAAAAGCCAGAUUUUAUUCCGAAAGGACUAAAUCAAAAAAUUCCACAGGAAGUAGGACUUCCAGCACUAAAUGUCUGAAAAAAGUGCAGAAAAAAUUGGCAAUGAAUAUAAGUAUAAGUCCUAUAACAGCGGACAAUACAUCCAGAAUGCAUCAAAGCAGAUCCUGAAAAAACGGACAGCGGCGAAUUCAGCAAGGUUCACAACAGACCCUGGAACAGCGGACAGCGACAAUUCCUGAAAAAGUGGAACAAGGUAAAAAAGUAUAGGUCCUGAAAUAAUGGAUAAUACUUUCACCAAUAUUCGCAAUAGACCCUGAAAAAGCGGACAACGUUGAAUCCUGAAACAUUUUACAGUUAAUUAUAAGUUAGGAAGAAGCAAAGAUGCCCCAACUCCAAGCACAAGUAACUGCAUUGAUGGUAAUUAUAAACAAGCAACAAGAGGAAUUUAUACAAAGAUUAUCCUCAAUCAAAAAGUGAAAAUUUCCACAAGCAACACCAAUUACCCAAAAAAGGCACCGAAAACAAGGCAAGCCAAAAUGGUAAAUUGUUGUUGAAUUCUAGAAAAUUAUCGCUAAUUCAAAACUAACUAAAAGGAAACGUUAUAUGUAACACGAAAAAAUCAUUAAGUAUAGAUAUGUAUUAAUUAUAAACAUAAAAAAUCAAACACAUACGAAAGGUAAAAAUGUUCACAAACACAGCCAAUAAUUCCAAAAAAAAGGCACCGAAAACAAUGCAAGCCAAAAAGGAAAAUGGUUGUUGAAUUGUAGAAAAUUGACGCUAAAUUAUAAGAAAAAAGAAAGUGGUUG